UACGAUUUGCUCUCUCUUUCUAUUCCCGAUUACACUUUCUGCAGCUACAGUGAGCAGUCCAGUACUAUAUGUCGAUAGGUAUACCUCAUUGGACCACUCACUGGCUGGUUACUGGCAUAUGUCCGCUAUUGGGAAUACAGCUAUAAGGAAACGAAGGAAGGAACAGAAGGAACUGCCAGUCAUCCGUUGAUGUUGCUGUUUAAUACAUUUGUAUCGUUAUUUAUGAAGUAGAGUUUUACACCAAACAAUGGGAGCAGUUCGUGUUAUUAACGACGACGGCCAAUUCCAUGGGGAAAUGAGCAAUGCGGGUACCAAACUGGUUGUCGUUGACUUUACAGCAACUUGGUGUGGCCCAUGCCAGAGAAUUGCACCUGUGUUCGAGCAACUUUCAGUGAAAUAUCUGAAUGCGGUUUUUCUGAAGGUUGACGUAGAUAAAUAUGCAGAAACAGCUGCAGGACAAGGUGUAAGCGCGAUGCCUACAUUUAUUUUCUAUCGCAAUAGAACAAGACUUGGUCUCUGCCAAGGUGCUGAUCCUUCUGGGCUUACCCACGUUCGAGGGUUUGUUUAA
Molecule: messenger RNA, 568 nt
Organism: Cephus cinctus (wheat stem sawfly)
Lineage: Eukaryota; Metazoa; Arthropoda; Insecta; Hymenoptera; Cephidae
Product: thioredoxin-1-like
Exons: 2
Coding region: 248-568 (106 amino acids)
Molecular function (GO): protein-disulfide reductase activity
Source: RefSeq, a predicted model, not a curated record